Molecule: messenger RNA, 2199 nt
Organism: Diaporthe citri
Lineage: Eukaryota; Fungi; Ascomycota; Sordariomycetes; Diaporthales; Diaporthaceae
Exons: 4
Coding region: 1-2199 (732 amino acids)
Cellular component (GO): nucleolus
Molecular function (GO): nucleic acid binding; RNA helicase activity; ATP binding
Source: RefSeq, a predicted model, not a curated record
AUGGUCGAGAAGAGAAAGAGACAGGCCGUUGCCAAUGCGCCCGUAAAGAAGAGGAAGAAUGCUCCCGCCAAAUCCUCCAAGUCCUCCAAGGCCAAGCGCGUCGUCGACGCCAACUCGCUAGCAUGGAAGCCCGUUGAACUGCCCGAGAUGUUCAAUGACGCCGAGGGCUUCUUUGGCCUCGAGGAGAUCACAGGCGUCGACGUCGUGCGCAAUGGGAACGUAGUCAAGUUUGUUACAACCGACGACACCCCUGCCCCCACCGAAGACGAUGGCGAUGAGUUCGAAGGCUUCGGAGAUGAUCCCGCGGAAACUCCCAUAGACAAAACACACGAUGAAAACGAGGAAUCAUCUCCCUCGGGACCCGAUGCGACAGCGCCCACCAAGAGCAAGACCAAGCACGACGCCACAAAGGAGACACAACAGACACAGAAGAAGGACAAGAAGCAGCAGCAGAAGAAAAAGGAUAAAGGCACAACGCAGACCGAAGGGGACCAAGAACUGGAAAGCAAUGUGUUUGCGUCGGCCGGGGACGCUGCGGUAGACGAUGCCGGGGAGGAUGUGGACAUGUCAAAAUGGGCGCACCUGGACCUAUCUCCGCAGAUGAUCGCCUGCCUUGCGCGGCUCAAGUUCACAAAACCGACAGAUAUACAGUCUGCAGCUAUACGAAAGAUAAUAGCUGGACGCGACGUUAUCGGCAAGGCUUCGACUGGAUCCGGAAAAACGCUGGCGUUCGCGAUACCCAUUGUUGAGGCGUGGCUUUCGAGGCAGGGAGAGGGUCAAUCCGUGGAAAAGAAGUUACCAAUAGGCCUGAUCAUGUCCCCGACCAGAGAGCUUGCCCACCAGAUCACAAAUCACAUCAAGGCGCUGUGUGAAGGGCUCACCACACCACCAUAUAUCUGUUCAGUAACGGGCGGUCUGUCGGUGCACAAGCAACAACGGCAGCUUGAAAAGGCAGACAUCGUGAUCGGAACCCCAGGCCGUCUUUGGGAAGUUCUGAGUUCGAGCAGCACUUUACUGGAUUCCUUCAAGACGAGGGAGAUUCUGAAGGCUAUCGACAGAGUCCAGGUUGACGAGGAUGACGAGGAGCCAGGGCUCUUCCCAAGACAGACGUUAGUCUUUUCUGCCACGUUCAACAAGAACCUCCAGCAAAAGCUGGCAGGGAAGGGCAAAUCGAACCUGAUGGAUACGCAAGAAUCUAUGGAGUACCUUCUCAAGAAACUGAACUUCCGAGAAGAAAAGCCCAAGUUUGUCGAUGUCAACCCAGUGGCCCAGAUGGCGCAAGGACUCAAGGAGGGUCUGGUGGAAUGUGGCGCGAUGGAGAAGGAUCUAUACCUCUAUUCUCUGAUCUUACUCCAGCCAACACAACGCAUCCUUGUAUUCAGCAACUCCAUCGGCUCAGUGCGCCGCCUGUUGCCCAUGCUACAGAACCUCAACCUCCCAGUCCACGCCCUUCACUCGCAAAUGGCCCAGAAGGCCAGACUGCGCUCCGUCGAGCGCUUCACCAGCGCCAAGCCGGGCACACACGCCAUCCUCCUUGCCACGGACGUCGCCGCCCGUGGUCUUGACAUCCCGGGUAUCGACGUCGUGAUCCACUACCACGUGCCUCGCGCAGCAGACGCCUACGUGCACCGGUCGGGCCGGACGGCGCGUGCGGCGCAGUCGGGCCUGAGCGUGCUGCUGUGCGCACCGGAGGAGGUAGUUUCAACGAGACGGCUGAUCGCCAAGGUGCACGCAACGGCGCGGCCGGGAUCCGGACUGAGCCGCAAGAGUGACUUCUUCAUCCGCACCAUCGACGUGGACCGGCGGCUGGUAGGGCGGCUCAAGGAGCGGGUGACGCUGGCCAAGAAGAUCGCCGACGCGCAGCUCGCCAAGGAGAAGGGCAGCAAGGAGGACGACUGGAUGCGCAACGCCGCCGAGGAGCUCGGCGUCGAGUACGACUCGGAGGACCUCGAGCAGAUGGGCAAGUGGGGCGGGCGCGGCAGCGGUCGCAAGAUCAAGCAGGAUGAGGCGAGGGCAAUGUCCAAGGCCGAGGUCGGCGCGCUGAGGGCCCAGCUGCGCGAGCUGCUAUCCAGGCGGGUCAACGCCGGCGUCAGCGAGAGAUAUAUCGCGGGCGGCGGGGUGGACAUGGAUGAGCUGCUGCGAGACGGUGUGAAGGGAAACUUCCUGGGGAGUGUCGGGGGGCUGGAGCUGGACGACUGA